GACUGCAGACACAGUACAGGAGAUGACCAGAGACUGCGGACACAGUACAGGAGAUGACCAGAGACUGCGGACAGUACAGGAGAUGACCAGAGACUGCGGACACAGUACAGGAGAUGACCAGAGACUGCGGACAGUACAGGAGAUGAACAGAGACUGCGGACAUAGUACAGGAGAUGACCAGAGACUGCGGACAUAGUACAGGAGAUGACCAGAGACUGCGGACAUAGUAUAAGGAGAAUGACCAGAGACUGCGGACAUAGUACAGGUGAUGACCAGAGACUGUGGACAUAGUACAGGAGAUGACCAGAGACUGCGGACAUAGUACAGGAGAUGACCAGAG
This is a messenger RNA of Staurois parvus, 340 nucleotides long. Lineage: Eukaryota; Metazoa; Chordata; Amphibia; Anura; Ranidae. The record is from the annotation of a GenBank genome assembly.